AUGGUCUACGUGCGCCAGGACCGCCUCCCGGCGCUCAAGGAGUACAAGUACUCCGGAGUCGACCACUCCUUGACGUCAAAGUACAUCCUGAAGCCCUUCUACACGAACGUGGUGAUCAAGAUGUUCCCCAUGAGCAUGGCGCCGAACCUGAUUACCCUGACGGGCUUCAUGUUUGUUGUCGCCAAUCUUCUGACGCUCCUCUGGUACAACCCGACGCUUGACCAGGACUGCCCCAGCUGGGUGUACUACUCGUGGGCCGCGGGCUUGUUCCUCUACCAGACCUUUGACGCGGUGGAUGGAUCUCAGGCUCGCCGAACUCACCAGUCGGGCCCGCUGGGCGAGCUCUUUGACCACGGCGUCGACGCCCUCAACACGUCCCUCGAAGUCCUCAUCUUCGCCGCCUCGCAGAACAUGGGCCAGGGCUGGAUGACUGUUGGCAUCCUCUUCUCCUCCCUCCUCACCUUCUACGUCCAGACCUGGGACGAAUACCACACCAAGACGCUGACCCUCGGCAUCGUCAACGGCCCCGUCGAAGGCGUCCUCAUCCUCGUCGGCGUCUACGCCCUCACCGGCUACCUCGGCGGCGCCUCCUUCUGGCAGCAGUCCAUGCUGCGCACCCUCGGCGUCCCCGCCUCGCCCUCCAUCCCCGCCGCCCUCUACGACCUCUCCUUCACCCAGUGGUACAUGGUCCAAGGCGCCCUCGUCCUCGUCUUCAACACCGUCGAGUCCGCCCGCAACGUGAUUCGCGCCCGCCGCGCCCGCGGCGACCGCUCCCGCGGCGCGCUCCUCGGCCUCCUCCCCUUCUUCGGCAUCUGGGCCCUCGUCGUCGCCUACCUCGCCCUGCAUCCGACCAUCCUGCACUCCCACCUCGUCCCCUUCGUCAUGUUCGCCGGCGUCGUCAACGCCUACUCCGUCGGCCAGAUGAUCACCGCCCACCUCGUCAAGCUCGACUUCCCCUACUGGAACGUGCUCGGCCUGCCGCUCGCCUUCGGCGUCGGCGACGCCCUCGGCCCCCUGCUGCAGGAGCGCACCGGCUUCGGAUGGCCCAGCGCCCUCGGCGACGACGUCUACCAGGUCGCCUUCAUGUUCCUCAUGCUCGGCAUGGCCGUCGGCGUGUACGGCAGCUUCGUGGUGGACGUCAUCGUCACCAUCUGCGACUACCUCGACAUCUGGUGUCUCACGAUCAAGCACCCGUGGGUCGAGGGGCAGGAGGCCAACGGCGAUGCGAAGGGCAAGAAGGUGCAGUAA
Molecule: messenger RNA, 1248 nt
Organism: Colletotrichum chrysophilum
Lineage: Eukaryota; Fungi; Ascomycota; Sordariomycetes; Glomerellales; Glomerellaceae
Exons: 3
Coding region: 1-1248 (415 amino acids)
Biological process (GO): phospholipid biosynthetic process
Cellular component (GO): membrane
Molecular function (GO): phosphotransferase activity, for other substituted phosphate groups
Source: RefSeq, a predicted model, not a curated record